This is a messenger RNA of Scatophagus argus, 1677 nucleotides long. RefSeq names its product acidic mammalian chitinase-like. NCBI's taxonomy places the organism in Eukaryota, Metazoa, Chordata, Actinopteri, Scatophagidae. Gene Ontology annotation, biological process: carbohydrate metabolic process; chitin catabolic process. Gene Ontology annotation, cellular component: extracellular region. Gene Ontology annotation, molecular function: chitinase activity; chitin binding. Bases 134 to 1537 code for a protein of 467 amino acids. The transcript has 12 exons. The record is from RefSeq and is a predicted model, not a curated record.
UACACCUCAUCAGCCUGCAGCCUUUGUCCCUGCCUUAUCACGUCUAUAAAAACGACCCCCAGACCGAUCGCAUACAUAUCCAGCCGCUAACCCGGGAAGAGUCAUUCUGAGGAAGCGGCUCAGCUGAUUAAACAUGGCUCGACUAUCAAUCUUGUUUGGACUGUCUGCUUUGAUGAGUCUUCAUGCAGUCACUUCUAUCAAACUGGUGUGCUACUUCACUAACUGGUCCCAGAAUAGACGAGGUGUUGGCAAAUUUACGCCUGCCAAAGUGGACCCUAACCUCUGCACACACCUGAUCUACGCCUUUGCUGUGAUUAAGCCCUCUAAUGAGCUGGCAGCCUACGGGUGGCGUGAUGAUGUUCUCUACAAAUCCUUCAAUGAACUCAAGAACAAAAACCCCCAGCUGAAGACUCUGUUGGCUGUUGGUGGCUGGAACUUUGUAACCAGACAGUUUACCAUCAUGGUCUCAUCCCCUGCCAACCGCAAGAGAUUUAUAGAAUCUUCUAUCAGAUUGUUAAGACUGUAUGGCUUUGAUGGGCUUAACCUGGACUGGGAAUAUCCUGGAUCACGAGGAAGCCCACCAGAAGACAAGAAGAGGUUCACAGUGCUGUGCCAGGAGUUACUUGCUGCCUUUGAAAAAGAAGCUGCAGAGACCAACAAUCCACGACUGCUGCUGACAGCGGCGGUGGCAGCUGAGAAGGGAGAAAUUGACAAAGGAUACGAGGUUGCUGAAGUCUCAAAGCUCCUGGACUUCAUAAGUGUCAUAACCUAUGACUUCCACGGACCAUGGGACACUUACACUGGUCACCACAGCCCUCUGUACGGCAGCUCUCAAGAUCAGGGUGACAAUAUCAACUACAACGUGGACUUUGCUAUGAAAUACUGGAGAGACCAGGGAGCUCCUUCUGAAAAGCUCUUAGUUGGUUUGGCCACGUAUGGACGCACAUUUCGCCUGUCAUCAGAAGCUACUGGUGUUGGAGAGCCAGCCAGCGGCCCGGCCUCCGCUGGGCCCUUCACCCGUGAAGCCGGGUUUUUGUCCUACUAUGAAAUUUGCAAUUUCCUCCCAGGAGCGAGUCUCCACUGGAUUGAUGACCAAAUGGUACCCUAUGCCACAAAAGGAAAUGAAUGGGUUGGGUUUGACGACGAGCGCAGCCUUGAAAUCAAGACCAACUAUGUAAAAGAGAACAAAUUUGGAGGAGCCUUCAUCUGGGCUCUAGAUCUGGAUGACUUUGCUGGAGAAUUCUGUGGACAGGGAACCUACCCCCUCAUUAGAACUGUGCAUUCUCUCCUGGAUUUAGGUCUACCAACUCCAACAGAUUGCACCACAACUGCUGCUACUACAGCUGCUGAUGCAACUUCUAGCGCUACAACACCCGUUUCUGGAGGUGAUUUUUGUGCUGGCAAGGCUGAUGGCCUCUACAGAAACGACAAGGACGACAGCACCUUUUAUCAUUGCGCCCACAGACGCACCCACAUCAAGAAAUGUCCAGCUAAUCUUGUUUUCAGUGAGAGCUGCAAGUGCUGCGACUGGUCAUAAAUAGUUUCAUGGAAAAAAAAAAAAAAGGUGUUCUGUUUUUCCCUUGUGUAAAUGACUUUCUGUGUUCAGAUAAGCAAAAUCUGACUCAAAUCUGAUGUGGGUCUGACAUGAAUUAUAAAAUGGUGACUGAUAACACUGCA